Messenger RNA from Diabrotica balteata, 806 nucleotides. NCBI's taxonomy places the organism in Eukaryota, Metazoa, Arthropoda, Insecta, Coleoptera, Chrysomelidae. The record is from the annotation of a GenBank genome assembly.
GUAACAAACUGAUACUCGCGGUUUAUAGUUUGUAGAAAUGACAGAGAAGCCGAAUAUUGUUAUCCGAACAGCUAGCCUGAAGGAUAAAGAACAAAUUAAGCAACACUUGAGGCUUAAUUUUUACAAAGAUGAGCCAUGCUGCAAAUCCAUGGGAGUUCUUGCCGAAGGACAACCACUUUGUGAAAAUUUGGAAGAUUACUUUUUGUUAUCUUUUGGUAAUGGAUUAGAUCUUGUCGCCGAAUGCGAUGGAAAAAUAGUAGGAGUGUGUUUAAAUGUAUUAAUGGAAAGAGGAGUCGAAGAAACACCAUUUGUAGCAACAAGCGAAAAAUGUAUAAAAAUAAAAGAGUUUUUGGACUACAUAUUCGAAGAGGUUAAUAUCUUUGAAAGAUAUCCCGAUGUAAACAAAGCAAUCAAUUUACUGAUUUUAUCAGUAGAAAUGAAAUACAGACAUCUGGGAAUAGGAACGCUUCUUUGUAAAAGAACAAUAGAAUUAGCCAAGACAUUAGAAGCCAAACUAAUAAUGGUCGAGUGCACGAGCAUAUAUUCAGCAGCUGCAGUGAAAUCUUUGGGCUUUCAAUUGGUCUGGAAAAGUGAAUUCGACAAAUACAAAGUUAACAACGAGAUAGUCUUCAAAACAACACCGCCGCAUAAUAUUGUACAGACAUUAAUAUAUAAAGUGUAAUGUGCUGUGAAUAAAUACGAUGUAAAUUGUGCAAUUGUACAAAAAAUGAAUAUAUCAUUAUAUUUAUUUGCCAAACCAAUUUUUGUUAUAUGUAUAUAUAUAUAUAUAUAUAUAUAUAUAUAUA